UUUUAUUUUGGAUCCUGCUAAAAUUAGCCGGGACUGCUCUGGGUGUUGCGUGUUAAUUUGAUUUACUCCGGGAUUCCGGCUUUCCAAGACGCCAUUUUCCCCCCUUUCUCGCUCUAUCUCGCUCUAUUUAUCCCUCUCCUAUCUGUCUUUCAUCUCUCGAGCUAUCUCUCCGUCUGUCUGUCCGUCCAUCUCGCUCUCCCCGGUGCCUUCCUCCUCCCCCCGCCCUCCUCCCUCUGCGCUCUGCGUGCGCUGCGCGGCCGGGCGCUCCCCUCAUCCCCAUCUGACAGAUGAACACCGCCAUGGGUUUGCCGCAACACAAGCAAAAGCACCUUUGGGGGCUGUGGCGAGGGAUUGAAACCGGGAUCUAAAAGAGAAGAGACAAGAAGGGGGGAAAUCCGAAGAGGAGGAGGAGGAGGAGGAGGAAGGAAGAAAGAAGAAGAAGAAGAGGAAGCUACUAAGAAGCCCCCGCUGCCGUUUUGGGGAUAUGGUGGCACAUUUGGUCUCUUCUGAGCAUCUUGCAGCCUCUGGGUGACCAGGACAUUGAAUUUGGUGGACAGUUGCCAUUCACUCCCUGGGAUCAUAUCUGCCCUUGCUUCCCUCAUUCCCUCCCGUACUCCCCUUCCCUCCGACCAAACUCCAGGGAGUUGUGGUAUUGCCAUGGAGCCCAGAGAGACUUUGAGCAGCUCCCGGCAAAGGGGAGGUGAAGCAGACUUUCUGCCAGCUGCUGUCACCUCUACGAAGCCUUUGCCUGUCUCGGGCUGUGCAGGGGAGACGAUGCUGUCUUCGUCAGGCGCGGGGAAAGGGAUCCCGGUGGGCAACGAGAGGCUGGAGCCCGAGGAAGAGGACGAGCUGGGUUCUGGAAGAGACGUGGAUUCUACUUCCAAUGCAGACAGCGAGAAAUGGGUGGCGGGAGAUGGCCUGGAGGAGCAGGAGUUUUCCAUCAAGGAGGCUAACUUCACGGAGGGGAGUUUAAAACUAAAGAUCCAGACCACCAAGAGAGCAAAGAAGCCCCCAAAGAACUUGGAGAACUAUAUUUGCCCUCCCGAGAUCAAAAUCACCAUCAAGCAGUCUGGGGAGCAGAAGCUUUCCAGAUCUGGGAAAAACAGCAAAACAGCUAAAGAGGAGGACAGAUCACACUCCAAAAAGAAGGGAAAAGUCAUUGGAGAUGCAAAACUGCUUAUGAGUUGUGGUUGCAGAAAAGGGAAAAAUUCUCAAGUGAAAGACUCAGAUCAGAGUCAGAUGAAGAAUUUGGGAAGAGAGUGUGGGUUCCCUGUGCAGAGUCCAGUGACGAAAUCAGUGAACAAGGUUUAUGACAGGCCACAGAAACAUUCUACUCUGCACUAUGAUCCGGGCCUCCAACAAGACUUCACCAGUGACACCUUAAAAUCAAAGCACCAGCAGAAAAGUAGCAACCAGCACCACAUUGACUGGUCAGCGAGCUCCGACACCGGACCCGCUUCUCAGAGUUGCUUCAUCAACACAGAGCCCAGUAGAGAAGCAAUUAGUGCCACCAAGGUCUCUGCUCUGGAGCCAGGAGUUUCCUACAGCAAAUCCCAGGCCAAGAAGUCCAGCAGCAGCAGCAGCAGCAGCAGCAGCAGCAGCAGCAGCAGCAGCAGCAGCACGUGGGGGCAGCUGUCGGUCAGUAGUAAGGAGCUGGCGAUUUGCAGCGCGGUCCCGUCGCCCAGCGGCAUCAGCGCGGCCGCCCAGCCCAGCAGUGCCUCCGAGUGCAAUGGGCUUCUGCCUCUUGGAGAUCAAGAGGGAGGUGUGCAGCUGGAGGCCCCCGAUCAGCCCGCUGCAAGUACGAAGAAGAAGUCCAGCAAAAAGGACUUGAUGAGCCAAACCAUCCAAACCACGGAUAUCGAGUGGGUAAAGAGCGCUCAGAAAGCGUUUGACAGCAAAUCCCAUGACAGCAUGGAAGGGAAAAAGGAGUCUUACUCGAUGGACAGCAUGUUGGAUACAUCACCCUCGAAGCAGAAUCCCAUUUCUGCCAGCACUUGUGAAAAUGACACCAAUCACGUACGAAUUACUAUCCCAAUAAAGUCUCCGACAACAGAUGCAUCUGGCCACAAAAGGAAAAAGAGGCAAUCCAUGAAAUCCUCCAUAGAGAAAACUAUCCAGGAGAAAAGCCUGCCCUCCGUGCUUUCUUUGAGCAGUGAAAUGGCAAACAGGACCAUCAGCUCUCAAUCAGAGGGGAGUAAAAAAGAUGUUCGAGCCACAAAGCCAGGGAAAGUGAUUGAAAAUGAGUCCCCCUUAGCAGCUAUUGACAGUGGUGUGUUCACGGACAAAGCAUCCCCCAACAGUGCAGCCCGACCAAGAAAACCUCUACCUGUGACAUCCACUCUCCUACCCACCAGUCUUUCCACAGCUGGCAAAUUACCUGACGUCCAGCACCCCAAACAUGCAGCUAAGCGUCGGUGGACCUGCAGCAAACCUAAAUCUAUUAUUCGGGAGACCUCCCUGACGACAUCUGAGAAGCUGAUGGUGGAGCCUCCUUCAGCCUACCCCAUCACACCAUCCAGCCCUCUGUACACCAACACAGACAGUCUUACUGUGAUCACACCUGUCAAGAAAAAAAGGGGACGACCAAAGAAACAGCCUUUGCUCACUGUUGAAACCAUUCAUGAGGGGACCUCCACCAGCCCAGUGAGUCCAAUCAGUCGUGAAUUUCCAGGAACAAAGAAAAGGAAGAGAAGAAGGAAUCUGGCCAAGUUUGCCCAGAUGGUUCCAGGAGAGGACAAGUCCAUCAGUGAACUCAAAUUUCACAAAAAAGUGGGGAAACUUGGGGUCUUGGAUAAGAAGACCAUCAAGACCAUUAAUAAAAUGAAAACCCUCAAGAGGAAGAACAUUCUCAAUCAGAUCUUGUCCUCCUGCUCCAGCAACAUAGCUCUGAAAGCAAAAGUCCAGCCACCUUCUAGUGCUGGGCCAACCACCAUUGAUGCCAGGCUAGGGAAGCAGAUCAAUGUCAGCAAGAGGGGGACUAUCUACAUUGGUAAAAAACGGGGCAGAAAGCCAAGGGCAGAGCUGCAGCCUCAGCCAGAAGAACCUAAGACAGCCAUCAAGCACUCAAGGCCUGUUUCCAGCCAGCCAGAAAACCCAGCAGUGCCUUCCAACCUGCAGUCACUUGUGGCAUCGUCACCAGCAGCUAUUCAUCCGCUUUCAACACAAUUAGUGGGGAUCAACGGCAACCUCAGCCCUGCAAGCACUGAAACUAAUUUUUCAGAGUUAAAAACUAUGCCAAAUCUUCAACCUAUCAGUGCUCUUCCUACAAAAACCCAGAAAGGAAUGCACAGUGGAACUUGGAAGCUGUCUCCACCCAGGCUAAUGGCUAAUUCACCUUCUCACCUCUGUGAAAUAGGUUCUCUGAAAGAAGUCACGCUGUCGCCAGUGAGUGAGUCUCACAGCGAGGAAACCAUACCAAGUGACAGUGGGAUAGGUACAGACAACAACAGCACCUCUGACCAAGCCGAGAAAAGCUCAGAAUCCCGCCGGAGAUACUCCUUUGAUUUCUGCACCCUGGACAAUCCAGAGGCUAUCCCAUCUGACACCAGCACAAAGAACAGGCAUGGUCACCGGCAGAAGCAUCUCAUUGUGGAUAACUUUCUCUCUCACGAAAGUAUUAAAAAGCCAAAGCACAAGAGGAAAAGGAAAAGCCUGCAGAACAGAGAUGACCUCCAGUUUCUGGCAGACCUUGAGGAACUCAUCAAUAAGUUUCAAGUGUUCAGGAUUUCCCAUAGAAGUUAUACAUUUUAUCAUGAAAACCCAUAUCCCAGCAUCUUCAGGAUUAAUUUUGAUCACUACUACCCUGUGCCAUAUAUCCAGUAUGACCCAUUGCUCUAUCUUCGCAGGACCUCUGAUAUGAAGUCUAAGAAGAAGCGUGGUAGACCUGCCAAAACCAAUGACACCAUGACAAAGGUGCCUUUUUUACAAGGGUUCGGUUACCCUAUUCCCAGUGGGAGUUACUAUGCACCCUAUGGAAUGCCUUACACAUCAAUGCCUAUGAUGAAUCUUGGUUACUACGGUCAGUACCCAGCUCCUUUGUACCUGUCUCACACGCUUGGAGCGGCUUCCCCAUUUAUGAGACCUACCGUGCCCCCACCCCAGUUCCAUGCAAGCUCUCAUAUGAAGAUGUCCACCACUGCCAAACACAAAGCAAAACACGGAGUGCACCUACAAACCCCUGUGGGAAUGGGCCUUGGAGACAUGCAGUCCUCUUUGGCUCCUCCGAAGGUUGGAGGAACAAGCCUUUCAAGUGGCCGACUUCACAAAAGGAAACACAAACAUAAGCACAAGCAUAAGGACGAGCGGAUAUUGGGGACUCACGAAGAUCUGAGUGGUCUCUUUGCUAGCAAGUCCACUGGCUUCUCCAGCCACGCCAUCAACGAGAGGCUGAGUGGCUCAGACAAAGACCUGUCCUUGCUCAACGAGAAGAGCAAGCAUAAGGAGAAGCAGAAGCACCAGCAUUGUGAAACCGGGCACAAAGGCUCAAAGAGUAACUUUGAAGUGGAUACGCUGUCUACGCUAUCACUUUCUGAUGCCCAGCAGUGGUCACAGAGUAAAGAUAAAAGUGACUCAAGCAGUGAUCCCAUUGACUCUUGCACAAAGAGAUACUCUGGUAAUACUGAGAGUAAUGGAAGGUCAGAGUCCCUGGACAUGUUUGGUGAAAUGAAUUCCUCAAGUGAGAAGCGGGACAAUGAUGCAAGUGGGAAUAAAAGAAGAAGCUUUGAAGGCUUUGGAACUUACAGGGAAAAGGACAUUCAGCCCUUCAAGACAAAUAGGAAGGACAGAAGUACUUUUGAUUCUUCAGCCUCUUCAGGAAUUGCAGGUCCCCACUUAAAAGCAGACCAGACUUCACUUCAUGGUAAAAUGGAAAGUUCUGCCUGUAAUGUGAUGACCAGAAGGAAACCAGCAGCUGUUGACAGUGUUGCAAUGCCAAGUCCAGUAUUAUCUCUCCUACCUUCAUCAUCAGCAACAUCUGAAGCAGCCAGCUCACCACUGAAGAAAAGGUUCAAGCGCCGUGAAAUUGAAGCAAUCCAGUGCGAGGUGCGCAAGAUGUGCAACUACACCAAGAUCCUGUCCACCAAGAAGAACCUGGAUCAUGUGAACAAGAUCCUGAAAGCCAAGCGGCUGCAGAGACAAUCAAAGACAGGCAAUAACUUCGUGAAGAAGAGGAGGGGGCGUCCAAGGAAGCAACCCCUUUCCUUUGACGAAGACUCCAGAGACCAAAUGCCCGUUCUGGAAAAAUGCGUUGACCUUCCGAGCAAAAGAGGUCAGAGACCAACACUCAACCCUUUAGUACUGGAGCAAGCGGCCACCCAAGAUACAAUCAUGGCCACCAUCGAGGCUGUCAUACACAUGGCUAGAGAGACGCCACCGCUGCCGCCUCCUCUGCCUCCUCCACCCCCUCCACUGCCUCUCCCUCUACCCCGGGCACCCCGGGUUGGAAAAAGGAAAAACAAGUCCCCGCAGGAGGAAGAGGAGGACGUGAAAGUGAAGCGGCACCGGAAAGGCAGAGGGAGCGAAAGCGAAGGCCUUCCCUAAGGCCAGUGCACCUCGUCAGAUGUUGGGUGCUCACCGUGGAGCACGCCAGGACUGGGGGACAGGAGGUGCACAGUCCGCCUCACCCCUUUGGCAGCACCAGACUGACCUGUCCCUUCAGCAGCCAGAACUCAUUGCAGAGAGCUCUGCCAGCUGGGGCUCGCAUCUUUCCUCUUCAUCGCUUUGACCCAAGCUGCCCCCCCGAGAAAAGAGGGGGGGAAAGGCGCGGGAAAAGUGGGGGAUACAGGGGAGGAGGAUGUGUGUCAAAGUUGGAAAAAGCACGAACUCUGCCGAGUAUCCAAAACUAAUCUGAAUCUCAGCAUUGCUGUUCUCAUACCGUACCCAGAGGCGGGAAGUCAUCCUCGCAGAGAGCUGAACGUUGUCACUAAGGGUGCAUGCUCGACUCUGAUUCUGUUUGGUGGGCCAGGUGAAACUAAGAGUAACUUUACCGUAAUAGAAAUCACUGUAAAAAAGAAAAAGGAAAAAAAAAAAAAAGAAACAAACAAACAAAAAGAAACAAAGAAAGAAACAAAGAAAGAAACAAAGAAGAAAAACACCCAACAAAAAAUAAUGUAAUUUUCUCAACUGUGAUAUUGGUAUAACCUAUUUGAUUUUUUUUUUUUUCCAGUUUUAUAUACCUACCAGGCUUUGGGACAGCAUAAGCCAAAACGCCUGGCUCCUGCUAGAACUAUAUAUUUCUUUAUCAUUUACUUGCCUAGUUACAACUAGCUGCAAUAUAGGCAAUAGAAAAUUAGAGCCUUACACGCGUGCACACUCAUUCCGAGUGCUAUCCCAAGAAAAAAUGGAAUAUCACAGCAUUUAAAAUAAGGUAUACAUGGAUAUUCGGUUACAAUAACAUGUUUAUAUGAAGCAACUUGGCAAUGGCAUGUGAAAAAAGGGGUCAUCCAUCAGCCAAGUUGUUUUGAUGCUCGGUACAUAUGAGUAGAGAACAGCAAGACACUUCUGGGGAAUAGUUAUAGUAAACAUGGAAAAAAAAAUCACCAAAAAAAGAAUAUAAAAAAGAUAAAAGAAAAAAAAAAUAGGACAGAAAAAAAAUAGAAUAAAAAACAGGGCCCAAAUCUACCAAGUUUUUACCAUCUGCAAUUCCCAAUGAAAUUAACAGGAAAACCAGAAUAUGAAUAAUUUGCAUCGGGUAGCAAUGCCUUGAUAUUAUCUUUUAAAGAAAAUAGAUAAAGUAGAUUGUUUUAAAAAAAUAUAGAACAAACCCUAUGGAUAAUAGAUCCUUUCUUGGCAAUUAUUUCUGAAAAAAAAAAAAAAAAAGAAAAGAAAAGGAAUAAGUGUUCUUAUCUGAAAAUAGAAAUAAAAAUGUUCAAAGGGUAUCACCACUGCAAUUGUAUUAAUGCCACUUUGGACAUGUUCUCCAAGUUGUGGUUGCCUUAAUAAACUAAAAACAAUUUUUUUUGUACAUAAUGUAAUUAUAAAGCUCUCAGUCUGCAUGGAUGCAAACUGUGUGUGACAAAUCGUCUCUUUAAAUGGUCAGUUCAAAUUGUACAUUUCUCAUUCGAGUUGUCCGUUAGCCAUUGAUUGAACUUGGGUAAAAUACCCAAGCUCCAUUUCCACAGCCCAAUUAAAAUUUUUAACUAAAACAAAGACUGAAAAGAAGCUGUUCCAUUGCAGUGUCAAUGCUUUAAAAAAA
Messenger RNA from Sturnus vulgaris (Common starling), 7192 nucleotides. RefSeq names its product SET binding protein 1 (gene SETBP1). Gene Ontology annotation, biological process: regulation of DNA-templated transcription. Lineage: Eukaryota; Metazoa; Chordata; Aves; Passeriformes; Sturnidae. Gene Ontology annotation, molecular function: DNA binding; histone H3K4 methyltransferase activity. Gene Ontology annotation, cellular component: nucleoplasm. The record is from RefSeq and is a predicted model, not a curated record.